Messenger RNA from Conger conger (European conger), 2040 nucleotides. Its product is annotated as basal cell adhesion molecule-like. Gene Ontology annotation, cellular component: plasma membrane. Bases 1 to 2040 code for a protein of 679 amino acids. The record is from RefSeq and is a predicted model, not a curated record. Lineage: Eukaryota; Metazoa; Chordata; Actinopteri; Anguilliformes; Congridae. The transcript has 15 exons.
AUGGAAUGCAGUGGCGUGACCACCUCUUCCACCGAGGCCUCUCGGAGAAUGGAUACAAUGAAGGUGGAGCGGGGCUCAGUCCUGAAGACAAACAACCCCAAGAAUCUCGAGUCUCGAGUGAGCCAAAUAACCUUUCGAGCCGCCCGCCUGAAGCGUGCAACGCUUCUACGGCCCCUUCGCGGCUUCCCGCGAUUUCAGUGUGCUGUGACGGUCACUGUGAGCCCCACGGUGGAGGCAGCGAGGGGGGGGACGGCCAUCCUGCCCUGCUCCUUCACCGUCACCCCCCCCUCCGAUAACGCCAUCGUGGAGUGGUUCAUCGAUGAGCCUGGGGCCCGCGUGCGGGUGGCCUACAGGUCCCAGUCCGGCGGGGACGGUGGCAGCGAUGCCGGGACCAAGCUCUCCGGGCGGGUGUCGGUGGGGCCCGACUCCUCCCUCUCCAUCUCCUCGGUUCAGGUGGCGGACCAGAGGAGCUUUCACUGCCAGGUGACGGCGGGGGCGGCCGGCGUCCACGAGAGAACCACAGAGCUCAAGAUCGGGCAGUGUGUGAGCAGCAACGGCCACCCUGAGCCCCGCCUGGUCUGGUACAAAGACUCCAGCCCAUUGAAAGAGACGACGGAAGUCAAUAAGAAGAUGUACAUGGAGUCUAAAGUGGUGCAGGAGGUGACGGGACUCUACACCAUGUUCAGCACUCUCAACCUGCAGGUUCGGAAGGAGGACAGGGCGUCUGUGUUCCACUGCAGGGUGGAGUACACCACGCUAAAUGGCCUCGCCCAGCAUAAGGACUCGGAGACCUUCAAACUGCCAGUGUACUAUGUCACGGAGCAAGUGACCUUUGACCUGGUGAACCCUGGCCCAGUCAAAGAGGGCGACGCGGUGCAGCUCAACUGUGAGGCCGAUGGCAACCCCAAACCUGAAUACGACAUUACAUUCAUUAAGGAGGGCAAGUCAGAGACAAAGAAGGCUCCAGGGGGAGUCCUGACGCUGUCUCCGGUAAAGCGCGACGAUGCAGGCGUGUACAGCUGUGAAGCUCUGGACUUCGAUGCUCCCCCAGAGACUGAGCUGGUGAAGAAGCUCACCCUGAUGGUCCACUACCUAGACCCCGUAACCCUCUCUCCUGCUGGCCCAGUGACCAAGUCUUUGGGAGAGAAAGUGGAGGUGACCUGUGACACAAAGGCUUCCGACAAACACACUCUGCAGUGGAAGAAGGGGUCAUCGGUGCUGUCCAAGACUGGAACCCUCGCCCUGGAAAACGUGACCCUUGCCGACUCUGGAGUAUACGCCUGCGUCGCUGCUGUGCCCACAGUUCCCGGACUCCUAGCGCUGGCGAACAUCACGCUCAAUGUGGCAGGGAAGCCUGAGCUGGACGUGCCCUCGGACGGCGUGGUGGAGAAGGAGGGAGACACGGUGACCCUCAGCUGCUCCGCCCGGGGCUACCCCGCCCCGCUGUUCACCUGGAAGCCCUCGGGGAAAGAGUCUGUGGCUACAGAGGGGAACCAGGUCACCAGCACCGUCCAGCUGGACGCCACGGCCGCCGUGCUGAAGGACGGGGUGACCUGCGAGGCCACAAACGAGUAUGGCGCCGACUCCAAGCAGCUCAAGGUCGUCAUCGGGAAAGAGCCAGAUAAGCAGGAGGGGAACUCGAGUGGAGUGGUGGUCGCUGUGGUGCUCUCUCUACUCCUGCUCAUCCUGCUGGCCCUGCUGCUGUUCUUCCUGUGGAAGAAGGAGAAACUCUGUUUCAAAAAGGAGAAAAAGGGCGCAAACGAAGAGGGGAACAACAGCGCCGCGGUGGAGAUGUCGUCUGACAAAUCCAACGAGGAGAAGGGGCUACUGAACAAACCGCCAGCUGCCGAUCAGGUCAGGGGCUCAGACUUGAUGAACGGAAGGGAGGAGGAACGGAAUGAAGACGGCAGCUGGAAGACUUUGACGGACGUGAUCUGGGGCGGGGUAAUUUUAGACGCGAAGGCGAACUCGAGAAAGGGGCAGCACAACGCGGAGACGGGGAUUGCGGCGUUGGGGUGGAACUGGCGCGUGGCUUGCUGA